Molecule: messenger RNA, 3013 nt
Organism: Erpetoichthys calabaricus (reedfish)
Lineage: Eukaryota; Metazoa; Chordata; Cladistia; Polypteriformes; Polypteridae
Gene: chadlb
Product: chondroadherin-like b
Exons: 7
Coding region: 305-2683 (792 amino acids)
Cellular component (GO): extracellular matrix
Molecular function (GO): protein binding
Source: RefSeq, a predicted model, not a curated record
CUAGUUAAGGAAAUGUGAGGCGUGCACCUAACUCUAUAAAACGAGCGUAAGAGUACAAAACAUACGACGCCAUUAAUUGUUCACAAAUUGGUUUUGCUCCCCUUUCCGUGAGCCAAUCACGCAGCACCUCCGGAGUGCCCCGUGGCCUGUCCGUCGGUCUCUCUCUCUCUCUCGUCUUAUUUAUUCAGCUCCUGGGACGGCCCCCCGAUUUGAAAGGCGCUCUGUUUUAUAGACGGUCUGCUCGGUGAGGGUCCCUGGGGUCACCUCCGAAGAAUUUCUCGCGCCGCCUUUCUAAGACUUUAAGAUGGAGCGUGGUGGCCUUGCAAGACUGGUGUCUCCACCCUGGUGGGCUUUGGCCCUGCUUCUGUGCACCUUGCAGACCCUCGUCAGUGGCUGUCCACACUACUGCUUCUGUGACAACAUCAACCUGGCAGUCACCUGCGUGAACAGGAACCUGACCGAGGUGCCCAUCACCAUUCCAGAGAUCACCAAGCGGCUAGAUGUGCGCAAGAACACCAUCAAAGAGAUUGCCAGCGGAGCUUUCCUGGUCCUCCCAUACCUCACUCAUCUGAAUCUGCAGCAGUGUGAGAUUCACACCAUCCAAGAAGGGGCUUUCAGGGGGCUCGGGCGGCUGGUCUACCUCAACUUGGGCUCCAACCUCAUCUCCAUCCUCUAUCAGGAGUCCUUUGAUGGCCUCAGUUCCCUACAGCAGCUAAUUGUAGAAAAGAACCGCAUUGAAGAAAUACAGCCUGGAGCCUUCUCCCAGCUCGGCUUCUUGAAUUUUCUAAACCUCGGCGAGAACUUUCUGGUCUUCCUGCCCAACUUGGUCUUCCAGGGCUUGCAGAAUAUUAAAUGGAUCCGCCUGUCGCACAACUCCCUCAAUAACCUGGCAGAAGAAACCUUUGCGGGGCUCUUCACUUUGAAAAGGCUCAGCCUGGACCACAACGAGCUGCAGUUCUUCCCUACACAGACUCUGUCCAGAUUGACGGAACUUGUACGACUUGACUUUGGUACAAAUCCCAUAACCUACCUAGGAGAAGAAGCUGUUGCCAUGCCCAAGCUGAAGCAACUCUUCCUGGAUAACAUGUCUCUUCAGGACAUUUCUUACACCUCCUUGGAGAAGGCUCCUCAGUUGACAAUGGCAGACUUCAGUAAAAACCAGCUUCGAGUACUUCAGCCCUUGAUGGGCCCAGAGAAGCUGGUCAAGGUUAACUUGACUGGUAACCCUAUUUUAUGCAACUGCUACAUGCGUCCAUUCCGGGAGUGGAUGGGUAGCAAACAUGUUCGAGUGGAGGCAGCUUGUUUUGGCCCAUCAGCAUUCCGGGGGGAAAGACUCGAUUCCAUGCGACCUAUUGACCUACGCUGUGAUAGUCGGGCUGCAAUUGAAGAACAAGAGCGGCAGGAGCUGCUGAUUUAUCUGACCCCACCACCUGAACCAGACAAGGAUAAAAUCAAGUGCCCCGAGUCGUGCGACUGUAAAACCGAGCUCCAACACUCGACAUGCGAGGGCAAGAACCUUCGGAAGAUACCAAAAGGGUUCCCCGAGGACACUAAACUUCUAGAUUUAAGACGCAAUGAUUUCUUUUACGUGCCCAAAAAUGCUUUCUCCACCAUGCGUAACGUGGUGUCUCUCCAUCUCCAGAAGUGUCAGAUUAGUGAACUUGAACCUAGUGCAUUCAACGGAAUGAAGAAGCUGGUCUAUCUUUACCUCUCAGAGAAUGAACUCUCAACGAUCAACCCCACUGCUCUACAGGGAAUCCCUCAGCUGACUUACCUCUAUCUGGACAGAAAUAAGUUUUCUGUGUUUCCCAUGGGAGCUUUUAAGCUCGUUCCAAAUCUGUUUUCUCUCCACUUGCAGUACAACUCUAUCGCUCACUUGCCUGAUAAUUCCCUAGAGCAAGCCAAAAAGUUGCGUUGCCUCUACCUAACUGGCAACCACCUUUCCUUCAUGGCCCCUAAUUCCCUGGCUGCAGCUGAUGACCUCGAAAAACUUUUCCUUGAUGACAAUCAGCUCAAUGAGGUUCCCACCCAGGCGCUCGGUUCAUCCCCCAUCCUCGAUGAGCUGCGGCUUUCUGGAAAUCCCAUUCGCUGGGUGGGCACUGGAGCCUUCCUGCCUAUGGCUAACUCCUUGAGACACCUCUACUUGAACAGAAUGGGGCUGGAGAAGCUCUCCAGCAGUGCCUUCAGCGGUCUGGGCAGAGGGAUCAAGAGCCUCUACUUGGAAAACAACCAACUGGAAAACCUGCCAUCGCUCACCAACUUCACUGGCUUAGAGAUCAUCAACCUGGCAGACAACCCGCUGCACUGCGACUGCUCAUUGCUGCAUCUCCACAAGUGGAUUGAUAAGGUAAAUCUGAAGGUACGAGCAAGCUGUUCUAGUCCACCAGAGAUGCAGGGACGCAAAGUCAAGGAUGCUGAGGUGUUCAAGAAUUGUUCAGGAGUGAACCCAGAAAAGGACAAACCCAAAGAGAGCAAAGAAAAGGCUGGUAAAGCUGAGGGAGCAUCUCCUAAACCUGAGGACCAGAAGCUUAAAACGGUUAAGAGCACCACGCCUGGCAAACGGAGCCCAAAAGUGCAGACAAAGAGACCUGUGCUUAAAAAAAAUGAAGAUCAGUUCAAAACUGACUACCAAGCGGGCAAUCCAUCUACUGUCAAACCAAAUCAAAAGCCAAAGAAAACUUAAAAGCCCAGCAGCCAUGCUUUGCAAGUAGGCCACUUAGUAUUGCUGCUUAAGCUUUUUACUGAAAUAAAAGCAGCAGAGGCCAGUGGGUAAAACUGUCAAGAUACGCUUAUUUGUUUCUUAAUAGGGAGACUGUGGUCACUGCAUACCUGAGGACAAUUUUAAACAGCAGGACACCUUUAAUUUCUACUUGUGUGUGGCACAUUGAAACAUCAAAUGGUCAAGAAGAGAAAAGUUUAUCUUAAAUGAUCAUUGAAAAGACCCCUCAUCUUGAUAGGCUUCAUUCAUUAAGCUGUGAAACACCGAUUUCAUAAAAUAAUCUUUUUUGCACCA